Molecule: messenger RNA, 1898 nt
Organism: Protopterus annectens (West African lungfish)
Lineage: Eukaryota; Metazoa; Chordata; Ceratodontiformes; Protopteridae
Gene: RRAGD
Product: Ras related GTP binding D
Exons: 7
Coding region: 362-1540 (392 amino acids)
Biological process (GO): regulation of autophagy; cellular response to starvation; cellular response to amino acid stimulus
Cellular component (GO): Gtr1-Gtr2 GTPase complex; nucleus; lysosome
Molecular function (GO): GTP binding; GTPase activity
Source: RefSeq, a predicted model, not a curated record
UUAUUUCCAAAUACGGCUAAGAGAGGAAACGAGUCGGGCUUUGGAAGUUACUUAACAUGGCACAAACUAAAUUGCAGGAAAGACGUCUGUAUGUGUAAAUAUCGAACUGUGGAGCUUACGUUACACGCAGAUUCUCCUUCUUUAUUAUCUGUAUAAUGUAAAAGUUUUAAUUUGUCUUUCCGUCUGUCGAGUUGCUUUGGUUUCUCGAUAAUCGCUGGUAAACGCCGGGGAAGGAAAGUGAAGGUGAACGGGCACUGUGGUUGCACGAGAUCAGGUGACAUUAUGGUCUUGUUUAGUCUCAGCUCCUCCUCUUCGGACUGUCAACUUCUAAAAACCUAUUGAAGCUGUAAAACGUGAAAUCAUGAGCCGAGUGCCUUUAAAAUACGAGGAGGACGAGGACGAAGAUGAUGACGAUAUAGUCGGAGUUACGGAUUAUGAUGACUUAGAAUCGUUUCAUGACGGGGAGAAUGCGAAUGGAGUGGAAGACGGGGAUUUUAGAGACCCCUUCAGUACUGAGAUUAAGCCAAGAAUCUUACUCAUGGGACUGAGGAGAAGUGGGAAAUCUUCCAUUCAGAAAGUUGUCUUUCAUAAAAUGUCUCCCAAUGAAACCCUUUUUCUGGAGAGUACGAACAAGAUCUGCAGAGAGGAUGUUUCCAACAGCUCUUUUGUUAAUUUUCAGAUCUGGGACUUUCCUGGACAGAUUGAUUUCUUUGACCCUACAUUCGAUUAUGAAAUGAUCUUCAGAGGGACUGGCGCACUGAUAUUUGUCAUUGAUGCCCAGGAUGACUAUAUGGAAGCCUUGGCCAGACUGCAUCUCACUGUGACUAGAGCUUAUAAAGUGAACCCAGAUAUCAACUUUGAAGUCUUCAUACAUAAAGUUGAUGGAUUAUCAGAUGAUCACAAAAUUGAAACCCAAAGAGACAUUCAUCAGAGAGCAAAUGAUGACCUUGUAGAUGCUGGCCUGGAAAAGAUUCACCUUAGUUUUUAUUUGACAAGCAUAUAUGACCAUUCAAUAUUUGAGGCAUUUAGCAAAGUGGUACAGAAAUUGAUUCCACAGCUUCCAACACUAGAGAAUCUACUCAACAUUUUUAUCUCUAAUUCUGGAAUUGAGAAAGCAUUCCUCUUUGAUGUUGUCAGUAAAAUCUACAUUGCAACAGACAGUACCCCUGUGGAUAUGCAAACAUAUGAACUUUGCUGUGAUAUGAUUGAUGUGGUGAUUGACAUAUCAUGUAUAUAUGGGCUCAAGGGAGGUGGAGACAUAACUCCAUAUGACAAAGAGUCAAUGGCAAUUAUUAAACUGAACAAUACUACCGUCCUUUAUUUGAAAGAAGUGACCAAGUUUCUUGCACUUGUCUGUUUUCUCAGAGAGGAGAGCUUUGAGAGGAAAGGUUUGAUAGACUAUAAUUUUCACUGUUUCCGCAAGGCCAUCCAUGAAGUAUUUGAAGUACGAUUGAAAGUACAGAGGUCCCGGAAACUUCAGAGUCAGAGACGAAGAAACAGACAUGCUACACCAAAUGGCACCCCUAAAAUUCCACCAUAAACUUCACCAAAGCAAGCACAGCUUUGUCACUAUGAUCCAGCUUUCUGCAGUCUGAAUGAGGGAACUAGUUCUUGUUGAUACUACAUUACUUUGAAUGGCAGAGUGGGCACAAACAAGAGUGUGACAGCUUCUUGUGCUUUCACACUGGUGUUGGGUAUAUCAUGCUGUAGACAUUAAACUGAACUGUUUUAUGGUAACUUACAACUGUGUCUCUUGCACUGAUGUGGAGGAAAAAGAAGGAAUAAGCUUGAACUGUUUGGUCAGAAUUCUCUUAAAAUAACUUGCAAAAUCUGUUACAUUUUAAACUAUGAAGUGUGGUAUUGAAUUAAAUUAAACAUGACCUAUUUAAGCACUUGGA